GCAUUCUAAGACGUAACGUCACUGUGUUUACCCGGAAGUGCGAGUCUGCUCCAGCAACUGCUGUCCAAAUCUAUAAUUUACCGAUUUUAUUUUUUUUUUAAAGUAAAUCUGACUGUAUACUUCUGACCCGGAAUGUACAGCGGACUACUGCCCAAAGAUUUAACCGAAGAGGACCUCAGUCCAGAUGACGAAGGUGAUGUUGAGGAGAAGAGGAAGGAGAGUGAGAAAUGUGACAGCUCUUCUGAAAAGUUGAGCUGUGCCGAGGAAAGCACAGUCUCGGUUGUGAAAACACAGUCGACUCACGGUGCCAGUGAUGCAGACAGUGAUUCCCCGACAUGCAGUAUGCCUGGUAUACCCCCUGAAAUGUGGCAAAAAUUUCAGGAUCUACGGAAGAAGAAUGACGACAUGAAGAAAAUGAAGGUCCCCAAAAAAAGAAAAAGAAGAAGACAUAAUAAAGGAAAAGAAAGUGAGGAACCUACAGAGACAAGCAGAGAGCUACAGGAGGAGCGGGAGAAGCACUGGGAUGAGCUUAAGCAGUAUUUUGGUGUAAAUGAUCGAUUUCAUCCCCCUGCAUGUUCCAAACCCCCUCCGAAGUCCGGCCUAGAAAAGAGCAUAGAGAGGGCCAUAGCUGAAGGGGACAUUGCAAAGGCGGAGGAGAUGAGCGACAGACUCGCCACUCGAGAGCUUGCUGUGAAUGUCGCUCAGGCCGUUGAUUGCCGUGACUUCGUGCGACACAAACAGGAAGAGGAAGCUUUGAGGGCAGCACAGAAAAGGAAGAAGGAAAUAGCCUGGGGGUUUGAAGCUAAAAAACGUUGGGAAACCAAAAGCAACAUGGGCUUCAUGUGACAGCACGGAGCACAAGGAAAAAGGCUGUGAUUUUUCAAAAAAAAAUUAAUUUAAUAAAAAUGUUCUUUUUUUUCACGUCA
Messenger RNA from Scatophagus argus, 926 nucleotides. RefSeq names its product family with sequence similarity 204 member A (gene fam204a). The transcript is spliced from 7 exons. Bases 133 to 846 code for a protein of 237 amino acids. The record is from RefSeq and is a predicted model, not a curated record. NCBI's taxonomy places the organism in Eukaryota, Metazoa, Chordata, Actinopteri, Scatophagidae.